AUGGCCACGGUUUUAGCCUCUUCAACUCUGCAUUCAUCUUACAUAGCCAAACCUCGGACCUGCACACCAAUCUCCUUUCCUUCUUUGGCAAUUCCCACGGUAACCUACAAGUUUCAGACCAAGUUGACCCUGAAACGUCACAGCAGGAAGUGGGUUUUUGGUGGAAUGAGAAGGUUGAGGUCAGGUGAAGAGGAAGGAACUUUAGUUACUGAACAAGAAAUAGGAGUACAAGAACAAGGAGAAGACACUGUUGUUGCUUCAGAGGAACGACCGCCUGUUGCUGUGCCGGUCUCACCUUCAGACAAGCUCACCAUGCACUUCCAGGCAGAUGGAACUAUGAAUGAAGCGUCCAUUCCUAAUGUGACAAAGGCCUUAGAGGGAACUGAGUGAAUUACAGAUUUGAGAGGUAAAGUCCUUGAGGAUAUUGCCACCAUUGAGGUAUAUGAUAUUAUGUUUUCAAGAUUGAAGUUCACUUCCCAUGGGUGUGGUCUUUUCAUGAAUUUUCAUGGACUGAAGAUCUCAUAAAUUGUGAAAGUGCCAAAUUUCAACUUUUACAAAAACAUAUGAUCAUAUUGACUUGUUCAUACAUAUAGCUCUUCCUCUUGGGUGAAUUGCCUUAAGAAAAAAUAUAUAGUUUUUUUUCCUUUCUAGCUCUUGUUCGCACAAAUUUGAAACACCUAUAGACAAAUCUUAUAUUAACAAAACACGAGAAAAAUGAUAGGUAUAUAUGGCCAUCCCACAUCAUUUGGGAAUGAUAAAAGAAUAUUGAUUAUAUAGCUUGUGAGCUCUUAUAUUGUCAAAAUGUUUUUUGGAUUGCAAAGUCCAAAAUUAAAACUGUAAUGAACUAUUUAUCUGUUCAGACUAUUAGAUAAUGAUGUUACAAAAUUGCCCUUAUAGUUCCUUUCUAUUUACAAUAAUAGCUUCAUAGAGUAUGUUUAAUCUGAUCUCCUUUGCAGACAUCUAGAGUUUUUUAUUCUAAGAAGAGAUGAUGUGUAGUUGUUUUAUUCAAGAUUCUUUUGUGUAGUUAUGUAAGAGAUAUUUAUAAUUAAUUCCACUGUGUGUAAUGGCCCCUUGAUUCUUUUUACUCGGUUGAAGAAACAAACAACAGUGCAAGCUACAGGUGUGGCUGCCGGUUUGAUUGAGACCAUACAGGGUUCAGGCUUCAAGUUACAGACAUUGAAUUUGAGUUUUGAGGAUGAAGAGGAAGUUCUUGUCAAGCAUUGAUUUUUUAAAAUUCAAUCAUGUCAAGGAGAGAAGUUAUGUUUGAUGUCCUUUUUUCCUCAAAAUCUUGGUAUUAGACCAUUAUUUAGGCCUAUUCUGGAGAGAUUCUGUUUUUUCACAUACUGUUUCCAACAAUGCAGUUGUCUGUAUUUUCCUUGAAAAGUUAUUGGUUGCUGACCUUAUGGCAUUUGAUGUGCGGUGAUUAUACUGCUGCAAUGUUCAUUGAUGCCAUGUGUUUUCUAGUGCACAAUUCAAACCCUUUUCCAGCCUGAGUGUUUCAGCCA
Molecule: messenger RNA, 1505 nt
Organism: Mangifera indica (mango)
Lineage: Eukaryota; Viridiplantae; Streptophyta; Magnoliopsida; Sapindales; Anacardiaceae
Exons: 3
Coding region: 1-390 (129 amino acids)
Cellular component (GO): chloroplast
Source: RefSeq, a predicted model, not a curated record